AUGUAUCAUCCUUACCCAAAUAAGAGAAUUAAUUUAAGUAGUUUUCAGGUAAAUUCUUCAACUUCAUUACAUUUACCUUUAACUCCACCAUUAUCAAAACCUUCAUCUCCAGUUAGAUUACCAUUAUCAACCACAUCUUCUAAUUCAACAGCUGCAUUAUAUAAUAAAUUCAUUAAUUGUUUACCACCAAUAGAUGUUAAAAUCUCAAUUUUAUGUACAUUAUGGUAUUUAACAUCAAUUAUUUCAUCUAAUUCUACUAAAGCUAUUUUAACUCAAUUCGAAUACCCAAUUACUUUAACAGAAUUUCAAUUCUCAUUAAAUGCCACUUUUUGUGUUGUAUUAUUAUUCAUUUUAAAUUUAAACCCUUCCUUAGUAAAAGUAUUUCCUUAUGGAAUUAUUCCAACAAAUUUAUCCAUUGCAAAAUUUUUAUAUCCAACUCCAAAAAUAAUUUCAACCACUUUACCAAUGGGUGGAUUUCAAUUUAUUGGUCAUUUAACUAGUCAUAAAGCAACUUCAUUAAUACCCGUUUCAUUAGUUCAUACCAUUAAGUCUUUGAGUCCUUUAAUCACUGUAUUUAUAUAUAAAGCAUUAUUUGCUGUUAACUAUAAAAUUAUAACUUAUAUAACUUUAAUUCCUUUAACUAUUGGAAUUAUGUUAACAUGUUAUAAACCUUCUAAAGGAAAUUCUUCUUCAUCAGCUUCUGCAUCUCCUUAUUAUCUUACUGGUUUAUUUUUUGCAUUCAUUUCAAUGUUAAUAUUUGUUUCUCAAAAUAUCUUUGCUAAAAAUAGAUUAACUAUAAAAGAAAAUGAUUCUUUACCAAAUUAUAAAGAUAAAAAACUGGAUGAUUUCAGACCUUUGAAUGAUAUUCAAAAUAAUAAUAAUAAUAUCAAAUUAGAUAAAUUAAGUAUAUUAUUUUAUUGCUCAGUUAUUGGAUUUUUAUUAACUUUACCAGUUUAUAUUAUAUCUGAAUUAUUCAAUAAUGAUAAAAUAUCAAUUUUUAACUUAUCUAAUUCAGUUCUUGUUUUAGUAAUUCUUAACGGUUUCAGUCAUUUUCUUCAAUCAUUAUUAGCAUUCCAAUUAUUAGGAAUGUUAAGUCCCGUUAAUUAUUCAAUUGCUAAUAUAUUAAAAAGAAUAUUUAUAAUUUUAAUAUCAUUUAUUUGGGAAAAUAAAUUAAAUUCAGCAAAAUUCUCUGGUUUGCAACAAUUUGGUCUUGGGUUAACAUUAUUUGGAUUAUAUUGUUAUGAUAGAUGGGGGACUACUUCACAACAUUAA
This is a messenger RNA of Scheffersomyces amazonensis, 1272 nucleotides long. RefSeq names its product Sly41p (gene SLY41). Lineage: Eukaryota; Fungi; Ascomycota; Pichiomycetes; Serinales; Debaryomycetaceae. Bases 1 to 1272 code for a protein of 423 amino acids. The record is from RefSeq and is a predicted model, not a curated record. Gene Ontology annotation, molecular function: antiporter activity; phosphoenolpyruvate transmembrane transporter activity. Gene Ontology annotation, cellular component: Golgi apparatus; endoplasmic reticulum. Gene Ontology annotation, biological process: phosphoenolpyruvate transmembrane import into Golgi lumen. The transcript has a single exon.